CUUCCGCAAAUAUAGAAACAGGUGCUUUCCUCAUUUAUGUUAUUGUCAACACGACAUGAUAGCAGCUUUUCACAAUGAUGUUGCUUCUAAUUGCCACAACACUGAUGCUGUAUAGCCUGCCCACAAGUGAAGCAGCGGGUAUCGCAGAGCUGAGAAACCACUAUGGCAGACGUGACCCCAACUUCUGGCAUCUCCUCAUGAAAAACAGUAAUUAUACAACAAAGCAAAGAAAAGGCUUUGAGCUGAACUUGGGCCCUGAAUACUGGGAUAACAAAUGUCAAGUUGUUUCUCAUAAAGAGACCUUAGGAGACUUCUGCUUCAUCAUUCAAACAUCUUGCCGAGAAAAUGAAGACCAUCGAAGUAAGAUACUAAAAAGUGUUAAAGAUGACAUUUUUGAAAUCCUUCACAGCACCCAAUCUCCUACUUUUUCAUUGGUAACAUAUAGCAAAGAUGCAACAGUUAUACUGCCAUGUUCAACAGAGGUUGGGAAUAUAGAGGACGUUUGGAGAGAGAGUGUGGAAAGUGUAUGUGAUGAUCAUACUGCUGUGACAUACAAAGCAAUAGAAGCAUGUCAUGAACUUUUCAAAAAUAAAGUUCAUAAUGGGGUCCCAGAUAACACCAUAAUUUUCACAGAUGGUAUUUCUAAGGAAGACGGCUUUACCAUUAGAAAUGCGAGAGACAAAACCAUACUUGCUGCACUAAAGAUGAAAAAAGAAAACACAAUGAGCAUCCAGGUGGUGAAGAUCCUUCCCAUCAAUAAUGCUGUAGCAAUAACUGGUGAUGAAGAAUGGAACAUCUUGCCACAUCAUGUAGUAACACAGUUUAAUGUACCAUCAGUACCAUUCCUGCACCUUGGGAUAAAUAACGACCAAACUAUAAAAAUUGGAUUACUCGAAAUAUACAGGACAGAUAAGACAAUUCCCCCAUGUUGUACAGCAGAUGUGGUGUUUAUACUGGACAGAUCCAACAGUAUUCUCCCAAAGAAUGUUGACCAUUUGCUAGAAUUUCUAGAUGAUUUUCUAGAUGCACAAGAUAAGAUUGUUGAACCAAAUAUGAUUGAUAAAUCUGAAGGACUUCAGAUUGCACUUUUGACAUAUGGGGGUGGUGUAACGAUCCAUUCCAAACUAGGGCAGCAUGGCAAGGAUGAUCUCAUUAAAAUUGUUAACGAAAUCCCAAGGACAACAACCAAAUAUACUUCAACUCAUAUUGCAUUAAAGAUGGCACUAAAGCAGUUCAAGACAUCCAACAGAAAACAAUAUGACCAUGUAAGGAAAAUAGUGGUAUUAGCAACAGAUGGUAGAACUUGGAAGGUUAAGAAAAAAAGAGUCGAUAGUGGAGCUUCUACCAUUAAAGCAGCUCUGAAGUUGAAGAAAUAUGGAGCAGAGGUGUACAUAAUUGGGCUUCCAAAUCACAAUGACAAAAAUGAUGGCUAUGAGCGGGAAUGGAAGCACAUGGCCUCAAGACCAAUCAACUGUACCAUUGUAGACAUGCAGAGACCAUCUGAGGGUGGAGUUUUUGAGGACCUGAAGUGGGUGGGAAUUCACCUUACUGAGGAGAUAUGUAUUAAUAACAAGAAGAAGAGCUGUCGUUGGGGAAUAUAAUGAAAAGAUUUAUGUGGAAAUCAUCAAACCUGGUUAAAACAACAACAACAACAUAAAAGUGACAUCUAAGUUCAUAAUAAUCAUUGAAACAUAUUCUGUAAAAUAUGUAGAAAUAAAAUAUAUGCUGAGUUCAAA
Molecule: messenger RNA, 1736 nt
Organism: Owenia fusiformis
Lineage: Eukaryota; Metazoa; Annelida; Polychaeta; Sabellida; Oweniidae
Source: the annotation of a GenBank genome assembly